CCAGAAGGCCACGAGACGUUGGGGGCCAUCAGGAAAGCCUCCUGGCCGGCCGCGCUUCUCUAAAUGACAAGGGGCCCGCUCUCCGGCCAAGUGGCGCGGUGAGAGUCCCCACGAGGCUCCUCCUGAGGGAGCUGUGGGAUGGAAGAAAAUACGAGCCCUGAAGCCGCACUUAUGAGCCUCUCGGUGGUCGGGCACGACUGCUGUGGCGGCCUCAGCAAUCUCGACCUCAGUCAGGCAGAUCUCUUCGUCAUGACCUGGCUGCUGGGUUACAUGGACCCCACAGAGCCCAGCUUUGUGGCGGCUGUGCUCACCAUUGUGUUCAAUCCGCUUUUCUGGAAUGUGGUAGCAAGGUGGGAGCAGAGAACUCGCAAGUUGAGCAGGGCCUUCGGGUCCCCCUACCUAGCCUGCUAUUCCCUGGGCAGCGUCAUCCUGCUUCUGAACGGCCUCCGCUCCCACUGCUUCACACAGGCCAUGAUGAGCCAGCCCAAGAUGGAGGGCCUGGAUAACAGCACCACCUACUUCCUGGGCCUUGCACUCCUGGGUUGGGGCCUCGUGUUUGUGCUGUCCAGCUUCUUUGCGCUGGGGUUCACGGGGACUUUUCUAGGUGACUACUUUGGGAUCCUCAAGGAGGCCAGAGUGACCACGUUUCCCUUCAGCGUACUGGACAACCCCAUGUACUGGGGGAGCACAGCCAACUACCUAGGCUGGGCACUCAUGCACGCCAGUCCCACGGGACUGCUGCUGACGGCGCUGGUGGGACUUGUCUACGUGGUGGCCCUCCUGUAUGAAGAGCCCUUCACUGCUGAGAUCUACCGACAGAAAGCCAUCAGGUUGCACAAAAGGAGCUGACAGGGCCAUGAGGGACCUGUGGAAAGCCGAUCUGGCCUCCAGGCUGCCCCAAGCAACAACCCUUCUUGGGGAGAGCAGCGCUGGCCACUGUACCUGUGCCUUGGAAACCAGUCCUGGGGGCCUCGGGCAUUAUGCAGCGUGACCACUGGGACCCCCAUCCCCACCCUGCCUCGACACACUAAUAAAGGCAUUGCGACCUCA
This is a messenger RNA of Meriones unguiculatus (Mongolian gerbil), 1050 nucleotides long. RefSeq names its product phosphatidylethanolamine N-methyltransferase (gene Pemt). Gene Ontology annotation, molecular function: phosphatidylethanolamine N-methyltransferase activity. The transcript has 7 exons. Gene Ontology annotation, biological process: phosphatidylcholine biosynthetic process. The record is from RefSeq and is a predicted model, not a curated record. NCBI's taxonomy places the organism in Eukaryota, Metazoa, Chordata, Mammalia, Rodentia, Muridae. Bases 139 to 849 code for a protein of 236 amino acids.